Leopardus geoffroyi (Geoffroy's cat) is the source of this 4322-nucleotide messenger RNA. It is a transcript of the gene FAM151B, whose product is annotated as family with sequence similarity 151 member B. The record is from RefSeq and is a predicted model, not a curated record. Bases 85 to 915 code for a protein of 276 amino acids. Lineage: Eukaryota; Metazoa; Chordata; Mammalia; Carnivora; Felidae. The transcript is spliced from 6 exons.
GAGUCGCGUUUCCACGCCACCUGUGACGGUCAGCGGCGGUUGCCCACGGCUCAGCGCCUCCGCGGACUGCGUCCGGUCGUUGCCAUGGCAGCGAGCGCUGGGGGCCCUGGAUCUUGGAGUGAAAAUAUACUAGAAUAUUUUCUGAGAAAUAACCACAUCACAACAGAAGAUGGCGCUGAGAUCAUCUGGUAUCAUGCUGCUAACCACAAGGCACAGGUGAAUGAGGCACUGAAAAGUCCUGCUCACAUGAUAGAGGCUGAUGUCCUUCUUCCAAGUGAUGAAUCAGAAUAUAGCCAACCAAUCAUGGCCCAUCCUCCUGAAACAAAUAGUGAUAAUACUUUACAGGAAUGGCUGACUGAAGUUAUAAAAAGCAAUAAAGGCAUCAAACUGGAUUUUAAGAGUCUAGCAGCUGUAGAACCAUCCAUGAUGCUCCUGGAAAAAGUGAAGAGGCAUCUGCAGCGUCCUGUGUGGAUUAAUGCUGAUAUUCUUCCUGGUCCAAAUGGAAAUAGCAGAGUAGUGGAUGCAAAACCUUUUAUAGACACAGUGACAUCCUUCUUUCCAGAUGUGACGUUUUCCCUGGGUUGGACAACAGGAUGGCAUCCUGAGAAAGUCAAUGAAGGUUACAGUUGGACAAUGGUGAAAGAAAUGGAAUAUAUAUGUAAGGACCUAAAUCUGCCUGUAACAUUUCCUGUCAGAGCAGCAUUAGUUAGGCAGUCUUGUUCUCAGUUACUCUGGCUGUUAAAGAAAUCAAACAGGUACAGCCUGACUAUUUGGACUGGGAAAAAUGAUAACUAUUCCAUUGAAGAUUUACUUUGCAUUAGAGACCAUUUUGACAAAAAACAAGUUUUCUAUGACAUCUUGGAACCACAAAACCAUGAAUUUAAACAAGCCAUUGGAGUCAAAGUUAAUCUCUAAGAAGAUUCUUCUAAGUUAUUUCAUGUUUUGGUUUCAUAAUCCCCUGCUUUGGUCUGAACUAAUUACCACAUAAAUUAUGAUGAUUGAUUUAUUCUCCACAUCAUCUAAUCAAAGAACACUUAGUGCUUACUUUAUUAGGCAUAUAUCCUUAUGAUACUGUACUUACUUAAAAGAUUUGGAAAGAAGAGGGGUGCCUGGGUGGCUCAGUCAGUUAAGUGUCCAACUUUGGCUUGGGUCAUGAUCUCACAGCUCAUGGGCUCAAGCCCCAUGUCCAGCUCAUGGGUUCAAGCCCCAUGUCAGGCUCUAUGCUGACAGCUCAGAGCCUGGAGCCUGCUUCUGUCGCUCUCUGCCUCUACCCCACUCAUGCUGUGUCUUUCUCUCAAAUAUAAAUAAACAUUCAAAUUUUUUAAAAAAGAUUUGGAAAUAAGAUAUUUCAGUGGACCUGUUCUAAUAAUAAUUUAGGAAGAUUAUGCUUUAAAAAUCUUUAUAAAAGUAUGAUUUUGAUAUACCGAAGGUAAUUGAAAGAAUUUACAUGUUAUAGCUUGGAUAUAAAUCACAUUUCGUUGCCACUUGUAUUACAGAGAUUCAACAAAACUCUGGCACCCUCUUUCUUUUUUCCUGGAGAACUGGUUAUUUCAGAAAUUACAGAAGAGUAAGAGGGCUUUAAAAAUGUUCUAACUUUCACACAGGUGAGCACCUUUCUCAUGACAGAAUAAAAUCCACUUACUGAAAACAAUAUAGAUUAAAUUAGAUGGAUCUAACAUUUCCAUAUUGUUGGGAGCAUGCUGGCAACUGUGUAUGUAUUUUGUAUUCUUGAUUUCCAUCAUAAUAUUUUAUCUCUAGUGAGUACAAUACUACUGGAGAGCAUAAUUUUUUUUUUUUAUUUAGCCACAUGGUUUCUUUUUUUUUAUGAUACAAUUUAUUGUCAAAUUGGCUUACAUACAACACCCAGUGUUCAUCCCAACAAGUGCCCUCCUCAAUGCCCAUCACCCAUUUUCCAAUCUCCCCCACCCCCAUCCACCCUCAGUUUGGUCUCUGUAUUUAAGAGUCUCUUAUGGUUUGCCUUCCUCCCUCUCUGUUUGUAACUAUUUUUUCCCCUUUCCCUCCCCCAUGGUCUUCUGUUUAGCUUCUCAAGAUCCACAUAUGAGUGAAAAGAUAUGGUAUCUGUCUUUCUCUGCCUGGCUUAUUUCACUUAACAUAAUACCCUUCAGUUCCAUCCACAUUGCUGCAAAUGACCAGAUUUCAUUCUUCCUCAUUGCCAAGUAGUAUUCCAUUGUAUAUAUAAACCACAUCUUCUUUAUCCAUUCAUCAGUUGAUGGCCAUUUAGGCUCUUUCCAUAAUUUGGCUAUUGGUGAGUGUGCUGCUAUAAACAUUGGGGUACAAGUACCCCUAUGCAUCAGCACUCCUGUAUCCCUUGGGUAAAUCCCUAGCACUGCUAUUGCUGGGUCAUAUUUUUAAUUUUUUGAGGAACCUUCACACUAUCUUCCAGAGCAGCUUGAAGAGUAGAAUUUUAAUCCUAGUGACACAUCAUUUGAUUUUCAUUUCUCACCAGCACCACCUUAGUUCAGGCCCUUAUUUUACUGCUAGAACUUAAACCUGUUCUUCAUGUCUUCAUUGUUCACACUCUACUCAGAGAUGGUCUGAGUAUUUCUGCUGAAGAAAGCUUUUUAAGUGCCUCUUGCAAAUUAGAAACCUCCAGGGGCCUCUUACAUGCAACUUUAUUGAAUUUUACUCUUAAAGACCAUCCACAAUGUAGCCCACUCUAAAAGUCAAUUCAGUGACCUUCAGUGCUUCAUUUCAAAAAUGCCUGCAACAGCAAUGGUCUCCAGACCUUCCUUUAACAGUUAAUUUUAACUAUUUAAUAUUGUUCACUAAUUAUGUCAUACAUGUUAGUUAUAUUUCUUCAGCUAGGUUAUAAAGCCCUUCAUGGUAAGGAUGCAUUCUUAACUGUCCUUUAUAGUAUGUGGCUUAGUCUUGAGCAAGGUAUUCAGAAAAACAUGUACUUCUUUCAUUUAUUAAAAAGAAACUUACUAAUGAAUGUCCUAAGAUAUGUAAUUUGCCUUGGUUUUUCAGCCAUUUUCUCCCAGAAGAUAAAGUGGUAUAUAGUGAAAAUAUAAUUUUGAAUUCAGAUAGACUUCCCUUACAGCCCCACCUCUGUCCCUUACUAGCUAUAGAUUUUUAGAAAUAUUUAACCUCAUUGAAUCUUGAUUUACUUAUCUAUAAAAUGCAGGGAAAAUGAGGAUUUUCUUGUAGUUGUUAUGAAGAUUGAGAUUCAUGUAAUAGAGGAUCUAGCUCAAUGCUCAACGCAUAGUAAGUACUCAACAGACAAGGUUAGUUCCCUUCUUCUAGACUUGUCAUAUGAUCAUAUCCAUUGUAGAUAAAUACAGUGAGGAGUAUAACAUGAAACAUUGUAGACAUAGAAGUAUUUAAAGAAGACAAUUAUAUUUCCACUUUAAAUUUUAGCUCCAACUAAAUACAGUCCUAUUUGUCAAAUAAUACCUAAAACUUCACUUUCUAUGGUUGUUUGCCAAAAACAAAAGAUAAAAUUUUAUAAUUACAAAAUUUUAACAAUUGGAACAAAGAAUAAUUUAAAAUUAUAAUAAAAAGUAAAGCUUAGUUUACAAAUUUUCUAAAUGAACUGCAUUUCAAUGAGGUUUUAAAUAAAAUUUCAUUUGUCCAGAAGAUUAUUUUUGCUACUUGAUUUUUUGACCCUUGAUAAUAGCUUUAAAAAUAUUAAUCUUAAGGCAAAAUUCUUUUAUUUUGAGAACUUUAUCAGCUGAGUAUCACUUAGAUUAAGAUUUAAAGCUGUAUUUACUAUCAACAAUAGCCAAAGUAUAGAAAGAGCCCAAAUAUCCAUUGAUGGAUGAAUGGAUAAAGAAGAUGUGGUUUAUAUACACAAUGGAGUAUUAUUUGGCAAUCAAAAAGAAUGAAAUCUUGCCAUUUGCAACUACGUGGAUGGAACUGGAGGGUAUUAUGCUAAGUAAAAUUAGUCAGAGAAAGACAAAAAUCAUAUGACUUCACUCAUAUGAGCACUCUAAGAGACAAAACAGAUGAAUAUAAGGGAAGGGAAACAAAAAUAAUAUAAAAACAGGGAGGGGGACAAAACAGAAGAGACCCAUAAAUAUGGAGAACAAACUGAGGGUUACUGGAGGGGUUGUGGGAGGGGGGAUGGGUUAAAUGGGUAAGGGCACUAAGGAAUCUACUCCUGAAAUCAUUGUUGCACUAUAUGCUAAUUUGGAUGUAAAUUAAAAAAAAAUUUUUUUUAAGUUUUGAAAAGACAAAUAAAACAAAACAAAGAAUUCAUCAGUUGCCUUAUAGAGUUAAGGUACAAAUUCUAAUUCAUCUCUAUAUCCUAAUUUUAAAAAAUGGAAAUUUUAUAAAUGAUACAAUAAAAAAUGUUGAAAGAC